Messenger RNA from Aspergillus pseudonomiae, 1317 nucleotides. RefSeq lists its product as uncharacterized. The transcript is spliced from 4 exons. Bases 1 to 1317 code for a protein of 438 amino acids. The record is from RefSeq and is a predicted model, not a curated record. NCBI's taxonomy places the organism in Eukaryota, Fungi, Ascomycota, Eurotiomycetes, Eurotiales, Aspergillaceae.
AUGUCGACUAGCGGCGUUGUCUCACCAUUUCGGAUCUCCAGGAAGGAUGGAGAGAAGCUUGAUCGCAAUGAGGCAUUUAUAACGGUUCGAGAGCACCUGAGGCGCCAAGAUAUGGGCAUGGAUGCCCCGAGCUUCUGCUCCCACCAUCGCCAUUCUUGCUCCGAUCAAGACAAGGAGUCCUUCCGUCUGCAUCGCGAUAUUAUCCACACCCUCUUACUCCCUUUGUUUCUGCUUCACCACCAAGCCUCCCGCGUCGCCGCCAGGGCACUACCCAGCCACAAGGGAGCGGAGUCGGAGCGGGCAUUUCGAGGGGAAGCACGCAGUGCUUAUGCCUGGCUUCAAUGCAUCCUCACCGAGGAGCAUGAUUGGUACCUGACCGAACGAUGCCCCGCUUGCAUCGUCCUGCACGUCUUACAUUCCGAGCCGACGAUUCGUUUUGUAGCCGUGGCUUGCCUUCUGUCCGACCACCUACAAGGCCUGGACCUGCUUCACGGGAAAACUCGGUUGCCUAGCUUCGACUUUUGGCUUGAGGCACUAGAAACAGCUGUUCGUGAAGAUCCUUUCUGGGGCCAUGAUUUCUGGCCCGACAUCGAGUACCGUGCAUGUGCUUUGACCGACGGCGUCAAGCAGCUGGUGCUGCAGUGCCUGGAACUCCGAUCUGCGUUGGAUCGGCAAAGCCACCAAUCCCAAACAUAUGAUUCCUGUGCUCACUUCCGUCGUGAGUCGUCGCGGCAAUCAAACCACCCAAUUAUGAUGAAGCCGUCUGCUGCUACAUCACGAAUGACUGGAGAAGAGCAGAAGAUCUUCUCCAAGGUUGCGGGUAGCCGUUGCAUGACAUCGUAUUGGCAAGAUCGGCCACAAAGAUUCCAUGCUCGCAGACACGGCGAUCCCCGCAGAAGAUCGGAAUUCUACGCGACGUCAUCGCCGUUCGAAGAGAAGAUUGGCUAUUACCGAGCUGUCCGGCAUGGACGACAAAUCUUCGUUUCUGGUACUACAGCCGUCGACCCUGCGUCCCCAAGCGAUGCCCCUCAAAUUCUCUUUCCUGGGGACGCCCGUCAGCAGACACGCGUGGCUUUGCAAGAAUGCAUUCGGGCAGUUCAAGCCCUGGGCGGCAAAGGAGCAGAGAAUGUGGUGCGUGUGAGGAUGUUUGUCAGUCAACACAAAGAUUGUGGAGCUGUUGGGGAAGGAUACACUGAGGUGCUGGGGCGUGCAAGCCAGCCGGGGGUAGGCGCGGCUGCAACUAUGGUUGUAGUGAACGGAUUCGUGGAUGAGAGAAUGUUAGUUGAAGUUGAGGUUGAUGCGAUCUUGGAGGAUUGA